Cucurbita maxima (winter squash) is the source of this 1874-nucleotide messenger RNA. RefSeq names its product phosphoglycerate kinase, chloroplastic. Bases 167 to 1624 code for a protein of 485 amino acids. The transcript has 6 exons. The record is from RefSeq and is a predicted model, not a curated record. Gene Ontology annotation, cellular component: cytosol. Gene Ontology annotation, molecular function: phosphoglycerate kinase activity; ADP binding; ATP binding. NCBI's taxonomy places the organism in Eukaryota, Viridiplantae, Streptophyta, Magnoliopsida, Cucurbitales, Cucurbitaceae. Gene Ontology annotation, biological process: gluconeogenesis; glycolytic process.
UACAAAUGAUUAUAGCCCAUUCGUUUUCACUGUUCUUCUGGUUCAUAUCUCCCAUUCAAUCCCUCCCUCCCUCCACAAAUCAUCGUCGUCCUCCCAUUUCAUCCUCAUAAAAGACGCCCCCAGAUCGCCAAAUCGCCCUGUUCUCCAUUUCUGCUCUGCUUCAUCCAUGGCUUCUGCAGCGUCCCGCACCACUUUCCAUCUUCUUCCCACCAAAUCCUCUACCACUUCUUCAACCCGCUCUGCCCUUCUUCAAUUUUCGCCCACCGCCGCUUCCUCUUCCUCAAUUCGCCUUCGCGCCGCUGCAACUCAGCGCUUAGGUUUCGCUGCCGCAGACCCACUUUUCUCCCUCCAUGUGGCUUCCAAGAUUCGGUCGUUUGGGGGCAAGGCCUCGAGGGGUGUGGUGUCCAUGGCCAAGAAGAGUGUUGGGGAUUUGACUGCGGCUGACUUGAAGGGGAAGAAAGUGUUCGUGAGGGCUGAUUUGAACGUGCCGUUGGAUGAUAAUCAGAAUAUUACUGAUGAUACUAGGAUCAGAGCUGCUAUCCCUACGAUCAAGCAUUUGAUUGAGAAGGGAGCUAAAGUGCUUUUAUCCAGCCAUCUGGGACGACCAAAAGGUGUGACUCCAAAAUACAGCUUGGCACCUCUUGUGCCUAGGCUGUCUGAACUCCUUGGCAUUGAGGUAGUGAAGGCUGAUGACUGCAUUGGUCCCGAGGUCGAAAAAUUGGUCGCUUCCCUGCCCGAGGGCGGAGUUCUUCUCCUUGAAAAUGUUAGAUUCUACAAGGAAGAAGAGAAAAAUGAGCCAGAGUUUGCAAAGAAGCUGGCUUCUCUAGCUGAUCUUUAUGUGAACGAUGCAUUUGGAACUGCCCACAGAGCUCAUGCUUCAACUGAGGGAGUCACCAAGUUUUUGAAGCCAUCCGUGGCUGGUUUCCUCUUGCAAAAGGAACUCGACUAUCUAGUGGGGGCCGUGUCAAGCCCAAAGAGACCAUUUGCUGCUAUUGUUGGUGGUUCAAAGGUCUCAUCAAAGAUCGGAGUGAUCGAGUCACUUCUAGAAAAGUGUGACAUCCUACUUCUUGGUGGUGGUAUGAUCUUUACAUUUUACAAGGCACAGGGACUUUCCGUUGGUUCGUCUCUGGUUGAAGAGGAUAAGCUAGAUCUAGCAACCACGCUCCUCGCGAAGGCCAAGGCGAAAGGAGUAUCCCUUCUACUACCAACUGAUGUCGUCAUUGCAGACAAGUUUGCUCCCGACGCAAACAGCAAGAUCGUCCCUGCAUCUGCCAUCCCUGAUGGAUGGAUGGGACUCGACAUUGGACCAGAUUCUGUAAAGACAUUCAACGAUGCUUUGGACACUACCCAAACUAUCAUCUGGAAUGGACCGAUGGGAGUGUUCGAGUUCGACAAGUUUGCAGUCGGAACGGAGGCGAUCGCUAAGAAACUCGCGGAGCUCAGUGGAAAGGGGGUGACGACCAUCAUCGGCGGUGGAGACUCGGUUGCAGCUGUGGAGAAGGUAGGAGUUGCGAGCGUCAUGAGCCACAUUUCGACUGGAGGUGGUGCUAGUUUGGAGUUGUUGGAAGGCAAAGAACUUCCCGGCGUCCUUGCUCUUGAUGAGGCCGUACCCGUUGCCGUGUAGGUGAUCGGUAUGGAUUAUUCGUUUACAUUUUUUUCGCCUCCCAUCUCAAUUGAAUGCUUAAAUUGCAAUGUGUAACAGAGAAAUAUAUUGUUGUAGAGAAGAUGAGUUUUUGUAGUUUAAGUGGUAACUUGAACUGUUGCUCCCUUUCUGUCUCUGCAUUUGAAUUCCUCUUUGGCUGCUGGGAACAGACUAUAGGGAUAACCACUGUUUUAAAAGUUGUAAUAAAUUUGUGCAUGAACGUCCAUUUUCC